Pseudonaja textilis is the source of this 5710-nucleotide messenger RNA. It is a transcript of the gene TRIB1, whose product is annotated as tribbles pseudokinase 1. Gene Ontology annotation, biological process: positive regulation of proteasomal ubiquitin-dependent protein catabolic process; protein phosphorylation; regulation of MAP kinase activity. Gene Ontology annotation, molecular function: mitogen-activated protein kinase kinase binding; ATP binding; protein kinase activity. Lineage: Eukaryota; Metazoa; Chordata; Lepidosauria; Squamata; Elapidae. Gene Ontology annotation, cellular component: nucleus. The record is from RefSeq and is a predicted model, not a curated record.
GAUGGUGAGGGCGGCUUGGGCGCGCUCGGAGCUGCUGUCGGGGGGCCCCCAGGAAGGGAUGCGCUCCAGCCCGGACGGCAUUGCCCAACGCUCGCUCACCCGCGCGGCUGCUGCUGCUGCUGCUCCUCCUUACCUUUGAGGCGGACGCGGGGAAAAGGAGAGCGGCGGCUUGAGGCGGCGGCCGGUGAAUCAAGCCGGGAAGGAAAAAAAAAAAAAAAAAGGCACGGAGAGCCCGCUCGGCCCCCUGCCCAUCGCUUCCCCGAGCCCGGCGCGGCGCCGUCCGGCUUCCUUGUGGCGCAGGAGUUCGAGGUCCUCCUGCCUGCUCGCCUCCCCCGCCGCCUUCCAGCUCCAUGAGCCGCCAGCUGGAACCCCGCAGCCCCGCCGCGCUUCUGCACUCGCCGGCGGCCGCUCCCCGCUGCCGGAGCGCUCCUUCCAAGCGCCUGCUUUUGCACGACGCCGCCGCCGCCGCCAGCGAGGAAGCGCCGGCCGCCGCCAAGUGCGCCCGCCUGGCCGUCGAUUACACCAGCGCCGUCCCUCAGGAUUGUCUCAGCGCGCCCGGAUCGCCUUGCGCUCCGGUUCCGCCGGCUCCUGCCGGCGAAGGUUCGCUUUCCAGCGCCCAGGGACCCAGCUUGGUGGCCGGCUACCUUUUGUUACCCUUGCUCGACCGGGAGCACGUUUCGAGGGCGCUCGACAUCAACACCGGCCGGGAGCUGCGUUGCAAGGUCUUCCCUCUCAAACACUACCAGGACAAAAUCAGGCCUUACAUCCAGUUACCAUCACACCGAAACAUCACUGGGAUUGUGGAGGUCAUCCUCGGAGACACGAAGGCGUAUGUCUUUUUCGACAAGGACUUUGGUGACAUGCAUUCCUACGUUAGGAGCUGCAAGCGCCUGCCGGAGCAGGAAGCCGCUAGACUCUUCAAACAGAUUGUCUCUGCAGUGGCUCACUGCCACCAAUCAGCCAUUGUGCUGGGGGACCUCAAACUCAGGAAAUUUGUGUUUUCUAAUGAAGAAAGGAUGCAGCUGAGACUGGAAAGCCUGGAAGACACCCACAUCAUGAAAGGGGAGGAUGAUGCUUUGUCAGACAAACACGGCUGUCCAGCAUACGUCAGUCCGGAAAUCUUAAAUACAACAGGAACCUAUUCCGGGAAGUCGGCUGACGUUUGGAGCUUGGGAGUUAUGCUGUACACUCUCCUAGUAGGACGGUAUCCCUUUCAUGACUCGGAUCCUACCGCCCUCUUUUCCAAAAUCCGGCGUGGACAGUUCUGCAUCCCUGAGCACGUCUCUCCCAAAGCGCGGUGCCUCAUCCGCAGCCUCCUUAGGCGAGAACCCUCUGAAAGACUCACCGCUCCGGAAAUUUUGCUCCAUCCUUGGUUCGACGCUGUUUUGGAAUCUGGGUAUGCCGACCAGGAUAUACGGAUCUCUGAUCAAGUGGUCCCGGAGCAACUGAAGGAGGACGAUGAUAUGAGCUUCUUCUUUUGCUAGCUCCGCCGACUCCCUUUGCCUCGGGGACGAGAGAAUGUUGCUCUUGCGUUCCGCGUUUUGUGUGUGUGUCCGUUUUUGUGUGUUGGUGCACAUGUGUGUGUCCAUCUUGUAAAUGCAUCGCUUUCCAAAAGCCUUCCUCUGCUCAGGAUGACUGAGACCUCAAAUGCACUCAUCCCACAGGUGGAGGGCCUCUUUAUCUUCUCCCACGUCCACCUGGAAAGCUUCCAGAAAGUUUGAAAUCCUGGCUUGCUAAAUCUAUGGGUUCUUCCUUGGUGUUUGGGGGACUCUGCCAUCCAUUCCAGUGCAAGCGUGCUUGCUGAACGUUUGAACUAGAAUCUGGAGAAACAGCAAGCUAAUGUUGGAUUUCAUUGGAAAAUCAGAUUGCUUUAGCUGGAAUUUGAAGUACGGGCAAGUCCUUGACUUAUAGCCAUCCACUUAGUGACCAUUUAUAAAGUUACAACUUUAUAAAGGGGGGGGGGGAAAUGACCUAGGACUGAUUGUCACACUUAACAACAGCAUUGCAGCAUUCCCCACAAUCACGUGAUCAAAAUUUGGCCACUUGACAACAUGUAUUCCUGAUGGUUCCAGCAUCCUCUGGCCUCAUGUGGGGUCACCAUUGGUGAACUUUCCAGCCAAACACAGUCAACAGGGGAUGCCGGAUUGGCUUAACAACUGCUUAAUGCUCUUUACAAGCAGAUUGUAAAAUGGAGUGUGACUCACUUAAACAACUUGCCUUGCUUAGCCGUGGAAAUUUUGGGUCUCGGUUGUGGCCAUAAGUUGAGGACUUCCUGUAUAAAUAUUGCAGCCUCUGUUGCUUUCCUUCUUUCCUUCCUCUUCAUAGAAAAGAGCUUUUGAGCUCCCUAUGCCUGUUCACAUCCACAUGGCCUGGUUUUGCUGCCCAGUUUACUGUUACAGCCAUGGCAGAAGUGCCAGAGGAUUCUCCUGCCUCCAGUCCAUCACAUGGAGAUGACAGGAUCGCCAGCUGGCCUUUGAUUACAGAAUCUUUUAGCUGGUGAUGUAAGAGCGAAAUGCAGCUGAGGUUCUUAACGAAGCUGGGCAGAUUACAGGUUAACAGAGUUAUAAGGGACCUUGUAAGUCAUCUAGUCCAACCCCCUGCCCAAGCAGGAGAGCCUAUACGCCAGGCAGGACCAGGACAUGAUCCCAGUGCUAGAAAGAUGGGUUGGCAUGUAUAUAUAUAUAGAUGUGGAUAGGAGUCUGACAAUGAUUUUGAAUAAUCCGUUUCCCUCACGUGGCUCUCGUUAUCUUUCAGGCCAGAGUCCAAUGGUUGUUUUGUUAGUUUCUUAGACAACAGAAAGUCCAACUUGAAUGUUUCGAUCUUCAAGGCAACAGGCUGUGUAUCCCAGUCUUGCAAAACCUGUUGAUCUUAGAGGCUUUACAGUUCGAAACCCAACUUGGUUAAUCCAGACUUAAGGCUGCUGCUUAGCCUUUCAAGAGAGCUGUCGUUGAAGGGACAAAUCCGGCAGCUAAAUCUUUUGUUAUUUUGACCUGCAGAGCCUUUGAUAAUCUAGAAUUAAGUGCCCUUGAGAGGCUGAAUACAGAGACUUGGUCACUUUGGGGGUGUUUGAGGCCUGGUUUCCACAGAUGUCAAUGCCUUGCAUUGUGGUGCCAAUCCCAAAGGUGCCAAACUGCUUUUAGCUUCCAGUGUUUUCUUUUUAAAAAAAAGAAAGUUCAGAGCCAUUAAAAGGAAUAUCCCUGGCUUUAGGAAAAAGACCCCAGUCUCUCCAUACGUAACAACCUCAGUGGACCUCCUAAAAUGGCUUCCGUGCCCUCUGAGUGAAGGGGCUCUCAGCGCUGUUUUGGCAGCUAUAUUCUUGAAUAUCCAUGGGAUUUUAACCCCGAAAAGCAGACAGAUAUAUGCCCCUAGUGAGGGAGGGAGGGUCUCCAGCCUUGGCAACUUUUAAGACUGGUGGACUUCUACUCCCAGAAUUCCCCAGCCAGCUUGCCUGGCUGGGGAACCCUGGGAGUGGAAGUCCACCAGGUUCUCCUCUCCUUAGAACAGUACAUUUAGCAACCAUUUGAAAAUUACAACUGCACUGAUAAAAAAAACAAAAAGGGGGGGGGGGGAAUUACAACGGUUUGUCACGCCUAGGAAUGUUGCGGCAUCCCCACGCGAUCAAAAUCAAGAUGGGGAGGGGCAAAACUCACUGUCUCACUUAGCAACAGAAACAUUUGGGGCUCAGCUGUGCUGGUAAGGCAGAAGGGCCGCCCGUAUUUGAUAGAAAAGGUGAAGCCGGCCUUUCAACUUCUUCCAUGACUCAGCAGUCGAACAGAUGGGGGUGCGCAUGUGACUUGACAAUAGCGCACUGUUUAUAUGUUGGUGUCUUUUAAGUACAAGUGUUAGCCAAGGGAGGAUCUGUGUAUGCUUACCAAGGUGUGACACGUUCACACCCUCUGACAUCGCCAGCAAAACGGAGUUCCAGGAAACAAACAGAAAAGGGCUUCUAUCUCCAACUCUGGUUUUGUCACCCAAGUAUGCUAACAACCCAAGACCAGAGGCCUCCAAACUUGACCACUUUGAGACUUGUGGACUUCAACUCCCAGAAUGCCUCAGCCAGCCUGCCAGCCCUUUUUGCUGGCGAUGUCAGAGGGUGUGAAGGGCAAUUUGGUAAACAUGGCUUGCUGAGGCAUUCUGGGAGUUGAAGUCCACUAGUCUUAAAACUGCUGAGUUUGGAGACCCCUCGGCCCAAGACCACACCCGCAGAGAAUCCAGUCAUUCCAGAUAACACUUUCAAAGCCCAGUCUUGGCUUUUAGAUGCCAAACGUUAGCGGAAGCCAUCAAUUUUAAGCAUGCUUUCUUAAGCAGUCAUGUGAAAGGGCCUGUUUCUGACCUUGCUUGGUUCUCUUGUAUCUGUGGAACUGGGUGUUGCUCUCCAAACAGCCUCAACAUCCGAAUACAAAACACACCAGCUAAGGGUGGGGUGGCCUAACCUGAGAAUUGAAGAUAAGCUGUAUCUCGUUGUGUAGACUGAAAGGCAGUUGUGUUUUGGCUUUUUGUGCAAGUGUGUGAUGCAAUGCACUGGCUCCCUCUGUUCUUGCCCAGGAGCUCAACCAGGAAGCAAUACCAGCGUGUUUUCCUUUUGACUUUGCCAACUCUAAUCUAUAAAACUCUCCUUUCUUCUGUCUUCUGCGUUUUCGUUUCUUUCUGGCUGUAAGAGAUGGUCCUAUUUUAAUUUGUGAUCCAUAAUUAAUGGAUCUUUUGCAUAAGCAUUAGCUUCCCGAGUGGGAUAAUGAAGUCUUUGACAUUGGUGUUAAUUCCUGUUAGUGUAAAAACAGGCUCUCGUUGCUGAGUUGUAGCUCAUCCAGACAGGAAAAUUUGAAAGAAGCUUGUGAUAAUUGGAAGAUAAGUUGGUUUCUUUUGCUGUCGAUAAUCGCAGUCCAAAAUAAGCUGAAUCUGUUGUGGGCAGGCUUGUGAGUGUGUCUGUGCAGAAUCCACAAAGAGCAUGUUUGAUGGGAAAGCUCUUAGCUUACCAGGACUUUCAAGAACUAAAACUACAACUUCCAGUAUGACUGGUGGUGAGGCAUGCUGGGAAUUGUAGUUCAGCUAAAUGUGAAAGGCCUUAUAUGCUGGAUAAGACCGCACUGUAGACUAAUGUAGCUUUAUCUUUCAAGUUACAAUGGGAAAUGUAGUUCCAUGAAACCAUUGCGGAUAAUAAGUGGCAUAUAAUGACUGCAAUAGCCGUUUCUUGGAGACAGAGCUGAAAAAGCGAUAGUGAGGUUUUAAAAUCUCAUGCGAUACUAUUUCAAGGCUUUUGCAAAAAUAAAUAAAUAAGUAAAAGGGCUCCCAAGAUUCAGUAUGCUUAAUCUCCAGUGUGCGUCCUAUGCAGUGUUUUGUCACCGAGUUCUAUUUUUCUAAUUUAAUAACUAUGGUGUGUGUGCCCUAAACAAACCUGAGUUAGCAAGGAGCAGAUUAAAUGUGAAUGAUGGCUGGCAAUACUAACUUGAUAAAUCAAGAUAAUUAGAGGUGAAAAGUUGUUGACCUUAAUUGCACUAAGGCUCUUAUGAUUGCUUUAAUAUAUUUGUAUCUGUGAUACAGUUUUUUUUUUUUUUUAAAUAUCUUUGGACCUGCCUAUAAAUCUGUAUAUUUUGGUAGGUGGAAAGUUAAUAACACUGUUGAAACUCUGUAAAUAUGUACAUAUUCUGAGGAUUAUCAUGACGAAAGUUGUAAAAUUCCUGUACAAAAAACUUUAAUAAAUCUGGUUUCAUAA